AUGGCUAUGAUGGCGGGAAUUCCUGCUAACUAUGGACACAGUUUAAUUGAAUUCUCGACAUCAUUGUAUGGAGAAUUAGAUAAGAAGGAGAGUUUAUGUAUAUCACCGUAUAGUAUCACGGCGGCGGUUCUAUUGUUAAUGGUUGGAGCAAGGGGACGAUCCCAACAACAAAUAUCAUCGGCUCUUUUUAAAAAUAACAUAUUUUCAGAGGAAGAAAAGUUGAAAUAUUACAAGUCACUGAAUAGCUAUAUAAUUCAACAAGCUGGAGUUAAUGUGAGUUUGGCUAGUGCAAAUAGAUUAUUUGUAGACAACAGAUUCACAGUUCUGCAAAAUGUCAGACAGAAGGCAAAACAAUAUUUUGGGGCUGAUAUCAGUAUGAAGGAUUUUACAACACCCAAGGCAUCUGCAUUUGUGAUGAAUAGAUGGGUGUCGAAACAGACAAACGGAAAAAUUAAGAAUUUGAUCAAAGAGGACAUGAUAGACGAUGACACUGUUCUGUUCAUAAUAAAUGCAGUUUAUUUUAAAGCAACUUGGGAGAGACAAUUUUCACCAAAAUUAACAAGCAAGCAAAACUUUUUACUCCCAAACAACAAAACGAUUGAAGUUGAAAUGAUGAGCAUAAGAUCAGAUGUUCCAUAUUACAAAGGCGUUGACUUCACUGCUAUAGCGUUACCAUUCAAGGGAGGAAACUUUGAUAUGGUCUUCAUUUUACCAGAUAAAGAAGUUGAGCUUAAGUAUAUUGAAUCGAGGAUAUCAUUGGAAUUCCUAUCGGAUAUUUCUACUGGAUUUACUAGAAAACGUAUGGAUAUCUUUAUUCCAAAAUUCAAAUUAGAGUCAGAUUUUGAUUUAACGAAAGAACUACCUAAACUUGCAGUAACAGAUAUUUUUAACUCAGGUAAAGCAAACUUCUCUAAUCUCAUUGUUGAGAAGACACCAAAUUUAUACGUCAAGAUUGCUGUCCAUAAAGUUGUCUUCAACAUGAACGAAGCAGGUGUAGAGGGAGCUGCAGGAACAGCUUUUGGAAUUACACUUAGAAGUAGCUUUCCUCUAUUUUUGGCAAAUAGACCCUUUUUGUUUUAUGUAAGAGAUAUCAAAUCAGGUCUUAUUUUAUUUAAUGGUCGUUUCUAUCCUAAAGUCGGAUAA
This is a messenger RNA of Mytilus trossulus (common blue mussel), 1143 nucleotides long. RefSeq names its product leukocyte elastase inhibitor-like. Gene Ontology annotation, molecular function: serine-type endopeptidase inhibitor activity. Lineage: Eukaryota; Metazoa; Mollusca; Bivalvia; Mytilida; Mytilidae. Bases 1 to 1143 code for a protein of 380 amino acids. Gene Ontology annotation, biological process: negative regulation of endopeptidase activity. The transcript has a single exon. The record is from RefSeq and is a predicted model, not a curated record.